Messenger RNA from Engraulis encrasicolus (European anchovy), 5555 nucleotides. RefSeq names its product transmembrane channel-like 6b (gene tmc6b). Gene Ontology annotation, molecular function: mechanosensitive monoatomic ion channel activity. The transcript has 21 exons. Gene Ontology annotation, cellular component: plasma membrane. The record is from RefSeq and is a predicted model, not a curated record. The coding region runs from base 167 to 2611 and encodes 814 amino acids. Lineage: Eukaryota; Metazoa; Chordata; Actinopteri; Clupeiformes; Engraulidae.
AUUUCACGGAAGUGCAGGUACUGGGCUCUGAAAAUGUGAUUCACAUGAACCCGGAACUUGUCUAAAACUUGUUGAUGCAAGGCGGAGGAUGGUAAGAACCUUACCCAAAUGUAGGAACAGUCCAUGAAUGUAAAGGAAAACCUUUGACUACGCACCAAGGAGGAAAAUGGACCAUCCUGUAAACUAUGACGCAUCUGAUCACUACCUAGAGCCAGAAAUGGAGAGCCCCGUUGACGAGGCAGCCGUCCAUGACUCCUUCAGUCACCUGAUCCAGGAACAGGCCACCCUGGAUGACCUAGAGAUGGAUCUGUUGGAGCUAGAUGAGGAGGCAAGAGAUGAUGUGGGUCAUCUGCUCCCUCCAAUGUCAUGUUCCAAUGGACGCUAUCAGCAAGAAUGUCCCCCAUCAGAUCAGUGGUCCUCAGCCACCUUGAGAAUUCUGUCCUCUAUGCCAAGCCGCACCAUAGGCCGCAGUCGUGGUGCCAUCAUUUCUCAGUAUUAUAACCGCACCAUGCAGUUACGCCGCCACAGACAAAGUCGCCCAUCCAUACGUGACUUCUCUCGUUCUUCACGACCAAGUAUCCGUGGUUAUGGUGGUGUGGAAUCAGACGGGGGAGAUUUAAAUGAAGAAGAUGCCAAGAGGGAGCGUCUUGUUAAUAACCUACGGAACCUGAGUAUGAGUGAUCGUGUGCGGAUGCUGAAGACGAUGCCCCUGAGUGUCAUGGAGAAGACAGAUCUCAGACGUCAGGCAUUUCGUCAUCGAGAACAUCCAUCCUCCAGUAGCAACAUACCUUGCUGCAGUCAGUUGAAGUACUACUUGAUGAUUGUGGCAAGGCAGACGUGGUACAGCUGGCUGUCGCUUCUGGCAUCCUUGCAGCUGUGGCAAACAGCACUCAAGACAGUCAGUGGACGUUUUGGCACCGGCGUCCUCUCCUAUUUUGUCUUCCUCAAGACUCUCCUUUUCUUCAACCUUUUUCUCACAUCAAUGAUUGGGCUAUUUUUAGUGCUUCCACAGGCAAUCUCCCCCCCGUUACGCUCAAACUCUACAGGUCUGUCUGGUUUGGAAUUGCUGACUGGAGGGGGAUAUUUCACAGAGUCUGUGCUAUUUUAUGGCUAUUACACAAAUGCCACGUUGGAGAAACACUGUCCAAAAGACAAUGAAGCGGGCUGCGGAAACAUUUCCUACAGCAUGUCCCUUGCCUACUUCUUUGUCAUUGGAGCUGCCUUCUUUGUUACCGGCAUCAUUCUCGUUUACACCAUGUCAAAGUUAUUUGGGCAAAGUUUCCGGAUUGAUAAGUCCCGGAACAUCCUGGCCAUGAAGGUAUUCUCCUCCUGGGAUUUUAAAGUAAUCAAGAAAACUUCUGUCAAACUGCAGUCCGAAAAUAUCUCCACCCAGCUCAAAGAGCUUUUGGCAGAUGUUGGCAGAAAGCGUAGAGAUAUCCCCAUCCCCCAGAGGCUGGCUCGAAUCGCACUGCAUUCAUUUGCCUGGACUUUGUGUGUCGGAAGCACUGUGGCCUGUGGAGUAGGCGUCUACUACUUCUCAGAGUUCAUGCACACGGACCUUGAGACUCGAGCUCAAAACAGAAAUUCUGCGUCUGAAAGCCCUUUAGUGAAGGAGGCUAGCUUGCUUGCACUACCUGCGGUGGUAUCAAGCAUCAAUCUUUUUCUUCCAGGGUUCUUCAAUAUAGUGGCCUCAUUGGAGAAAUAUGACUCACCCAGUGUCCGCAACUAUGUGGCCAUUUCUAGGAAUCUGAUGCUGAAAGUCACUGUACUUGGUGUUUUGUGCUACCACUGGUUAGGCCGAAUUGCGGCUCAACCCCAACGCCUUCACCUAGAGUGUUGGGAGACCUUUGUGGGGCAGGAUCUCUAUCGAUUCCUUGUCAUGGAUUUCAUCUUCACACUACUUGAUACAUUCUUUGGGGAGUUUUUAUGGAGGUUGUUCUCUCAGAAACUGCUGAAGAGGAAGAGAAAACCUGUGUUUGAUAUUGCACGCAAUGUCCUGGAGUUGAUCUAUGGCCAGACGCUUACAUGGAUGGGUGUAUUGUUUACCCCCUUGCUGCCAGCCGUGCAAAUUCUAAAACUCGUCUUCCUUUUCUACCUGAAGAAGACAAGUCUGAUGAUGAACUGUCAGGUGCCAAGAAGACCAUGGCGAGCAACUCAGAUGACCACCAUUUUCAUCACUCUUCUGUGUUUCCCCUCAUUUCUUGGAGCGGCCGUUUGUGUCACAUGCACGUUCUGGUCAAUCAAGCCAUCUGGAAACUGCGGGCCAUUCCGUGGCCUGGACACCAUGAUCCAGUCUGGAAAGACGUGGGUGAAAGAUUUAGAGGAGUCCAACUCUAAGCUGGCGUGGCUCACUUGGGUGCAUACCUACCUUGUAGAGAACCCAGUCAUCUUUCUCUUCAUCACUGCCAUGACUUUUAUCAUUGUCAUCUAUUUCCACACCCAGGUGGUGGAUGGACAGAGGAAGGUCAUCACACUCCUUCAAGAACAGAUUGCAAAUGAAGGGGACGAUAAGAAGUUUUUGAUCACAAGACUGCAAGCCAUUCAUGAACAGAACCGGCCAUUGUCUCCCAAUAGAAUCAGGCUAGAUAAUGAGGCCUCAAGUUAUUAUUGAACUGCAACAAAUUCAAACAUUGUCUUACAACCGGACCACCAGAUGGAAAUAGUUGAAUCACCCGGUAUAGGCAAACAGGUUGGACUUGAUCUGACUGGACCACAUUGACGGUGAAAAGUAAACCUACUAUUGAUCCAUAGCAGGGAUGCCAAAAUCAUUUCGACUAAGAGGCCACAUACAGUCAAUUUGAUCUCAAGUGGGUCAGACUUGGGAUCAGUACCGUAAUUGCAAAAUAUCGCAAAUGUUUGCUUCAUAUUGGUAUCAUGUCAGUUAUCUUAAGGUGGAUUUUAUGUAUAUUAGGAACAUUGCCGUUUUGCUUACCAUUUCCAGUUAAAGUCUUUCUCAAGUAUUGAAAACCUGAAGUCUCAGACACCUGUAGCGCCUUUGUAAUGGGCUAGAUAUUUACUUCUUUUUGACAUUUUUUUUCCAAGUCUGGGACUACAAUGUAUUAAACCAUCUGGCGGGCCACCAGAAAAUUGUUUUUGCCUGGCGAUAUCUAGUACUGCUCCAAUACAAAACCCAUCUUUCGAUCAUAACAUUUUGUGUGUAACAUUUUUUUCUGUAGCUUGGAGGGCUGCAUUGGUAGCACAAUCCAACAGGAUACAGGAAGUCGUUUGGUGACAUGAUUCACAUAAAUUCAAAUAAUUCUAGGCAGUGGCUUUCUCUUUCACUAGAAAACACAGAACCACUGCACAACUUGCAAAGAUAAAGUAGAAAUUCAUUAGAAUGAAUUACAUUUACUUUUACUGCACUUUCUGUGUUCAACGUUCACUUCUUGGGACUCUUUUGGAACUACAAAUGUAUUUCAAUGGCAAUUUGUGUGUCAAAGGCUCCAUGAGCUGCCAUCUUUGUUUAAAAAUGGAAAACGGAAGUCAAUGGGAGUAGCAUAACUCUUACUUCCAUGACUCUGGUUUGAAUGCCUAACAGUUGAUUCCAGAGUUUUUCAGUACAGUGCCAGACUAUACCUUAUACAGUAUCUUAUACCUUAGCUAUAGCUAUAUACCUUACUACUUACCUUAUAUAUACUGUAUAUAAAUAUAUAAGUAUGGACUCUGUCUCCAUUGGGAUUUUUUAAAGAGCAAUUGAUGAAUGCCAAUUUUUGCUGAGACUGUUUCAGUUCAUUUUUUUAAUUAUGUGUUAGUGCUUUAUGUAAGUUUAUUUUCCUUAUUAUGUGUUAAGGUGUCUGUCUGCAUCUGGAACGUUUUUUUUGGCUGCCAUUUUGACCAGGACUCCCUGGCAGAAGAGACACUUAGUCUCAGUGGGACAAUCCUGGCUAAGUAAAGCAUAAAUAGGUUUAUUAGGUUUGCCAGGCUUAUUGAUCUACAGAAAAAACAUUCCUAAAUUGUGCAUUAUUGCCAAAUGAAUUCAAUUUUCUAAAGUGAACUGUUUUUGAAUGUCUUUCAGUUUGAGGGUAACUGUGAAAGCAUUCUUUGUGAUGCCAUUGUUGUGCGGCACCUGUUAUGACUAGCUUUGGAGAAAAUCAUGGCAACAUUUUAUUAACAUUUCUGAACUAGAAGUGCACUCAGAGUGCAGACCUCCGCCAAGGAAGCUGUUUGAUAGAACAUUUGACUAUGUUGCUCCCUAUUUUAGUCUUUCUGCCUUCUUUUUGGGCGCAUCCAGGCAGACUGAGAACCGGGCCGGUGUCAGUUCUUGCACCUAAUCGCGAACCGGCUGUCGUGUUCACAACACAGAAAUUAGCGUUCGCGAACCGGAAAGUUUGUUUGUAAUGCAAACUGCAAAAUACUUGUUUUUUUCUCCGCGAACCAUGAUGGCAACAUGGCCAUCAGCAGGUUCAUCUGGAUAACACAGUCUUGUGCAGAAACAGUUCAGAGCCCGAUAUGAACACGGGUGGUUUGCAGAUGAGCACUUGAGUGAUGAAUACAACUGGUGCGGGCACCGGUCCGGCACAGGCUCCGUUCUGGUCGGCCUGGAAACCCCAUUUGUGGAAUUAGAAACUGAAAGGUCAAAAUUCCCCCUGUCCCGCAAUUCCACAUGCGGUCACUAGGGGUGUCUAGAUUUCUAUGCUAGCAAUGGUGAAGAAUCUUUCAAAAAAUCCUGGUUCCGGAUAGUGGUCUGGAUCACCAACAAAAUGUAAUCACUUGUUCCUUUUGCCAUUUCCAACAACUCCACAAAGUUAGGGCCUACAUCCAAAUCCGUUCAUAUUUUUUUUUACUGUAUUGGCCUGAAUAUAAGAUGUGGUUUUAAUAAAAAUAGUAGGCUUACUCUAAAAAGGGUCGUCGUCAUAUUUUCUCGGACUAGACUAAAUAGCGUCAAUUUUUAUUUUUUUAUUUUAACUUAACCUGAAUGCGGCUAUUAUGCUUCACAACAAUGCCACAAAACUCAAUAAUGGAUAGAUCAAGAGAUUGUUUUGUCCAUAUCAAAUUUGCAGAUGCUAUCUGCGUUUCGUGAUGAAUGUUGCACCGCACGUCUAUCAACUGUCAAUGUCAACGCGAUGCGGGCCGACAGUGCGAGGGGAAAAACACAGCUGUUAAUCGCAAAUUUGUGCUCUGCUUUUAUUUGUGUUCGGUUUUACAGUCUCAUCAGGAAAGCUUUGGUGGAGCUCUCUGCACCACUUGAAACUAAAGAAAUGAAGGGUGAUCUGACGAACAACCUGUAGCCAAAGCUAAGUUUUGGACGCUGUCACCAGCCAAUCAGUGGUCAUCUGUUUGUGCGAGAGAGCGGCGCCUUCGACAAGCGGUGCCUAUUUGACGAUAUCUCUCACAACAAUGCAACAACACAGAGUAAUGGUUAGGGCAAGAGAUUGUGUUGUUCCUACAAAAUCACUAAGAGUUUUACCCUUGGCACGAAAUGAAUGUCACCGGACUUCUAAUGUUAACGUGGUGCUGAUAGGCAGCGCAUGGGUUUCAAAUGGAAUGCGUCAAUCUGCUUUUGGUCACGUUCGGUUUCUACAGUCCAACGGAAAACUUUGGAUGCAUAAAAUGAA